AUGAUGCUGGAUGGACACAUCCCAAAGCCGCAGUGCAACACUCUGGGCCGCGCCUGUGCAGUUGACCACCUUGAGCCGAGCGCCAAGAAGCGCGGCAGCGAGCGGCAGCUGACCAAGGACGAUGAAUCAGACGAGGAGGAGCAGGCCGUGGACCCCAGCAACUUUGCGAGGGCCAGCGAGGAUGUGAUCAAGCAGCGCAAGAUUGUCAAGGCGCGACGUGGGGGUGAGGGUGGCGGCGCCGCCAAGGCCAACCCCUUUGCCGGCAUCCAGCUGGCAGCAACCACCGCACCGCCAGCAGCGCAGGCAGCAGCAGCCAACCCGUCUGCCGAAGUGUCCCUGUUUGGCGCGGCCGGCACGCCGGCACCCACGCCCGCGGCGGCGGGCAAGGCCCAGCCUGCAGCAGCAGCCGAGCCCGGGGCGGCAACCGAGCCUGCAGCUGCUACGGCGCAGGAGGGCGCUGCCGUGGCCAGCAGCGAGCAGGCGGCGGACAAGAAGGAAGAGGGGAAGGACGCGGCAGCAGGGCAGCAGCAGCCAGAUGCAAAGCCCGCGGCGCCCAGUGGCGGCUUUGGCGCGUUUGCCAACGCUGCUGGCGGCCUCGCGUUUGGCACCUCUGGCUUUGGCAGCGCGUCGGGCGGCUUUGGCUCCCUGGUUGGGGCAAGCAGCGGCGCCGGGUUCUCAUUUGGGGCCGCCAGCGCCACGCCAAUCAGCAGCAGCAUCUUCUCAUUCACCACCACCGCCGCCCCCAGCUUCAGCUUUGCGGCAGCCAGCAGCACGGCGGCGGCAGGGGAUGCCGCGCCCGCAGCAGCUGCCGCUAGUGCCGCCGGCACCGGCGCCUCGCUGUUUGGGGCGACUCCCACAUCCGGCACGCCCAUCUUUGGCACGGCGCCAGCAGCGUCGGCCAAGGUGGAGCUUCCCGGGGAGCAGUCGGUGACCACUGGGGAGGAGGAUGAGCGCACGGUGUUCUCAGGGGAGGGCGCGCUGUUUGAGUUUGAUGCCUUGAAGCAGUGGCGGGAGCGGGGGCGUGGAGAGAUGCGGGUCAACCUGGCGCCCAGCGGCCAGGCGCGGCUGGUGAUGCGGCAGAAGGGAAACCUGCGGCUGCUCAUGAAUGCAAACCUGUGGGCCGAGAUGCAGGUGUCCAAGAUGGAGGGCGGCAAGGGCGCCACCUUUGCAUGCGUCAAUGCCGCCGUCCCGGCGGAGGAGGGCGCUGCGGGGAAGAAGGAGGAGGGGGACGGGGCUGCGCGGGAGGCCGCCGCCGCCGCAUCUGCAACGGCGGCUGCUCCCAAGCUGGCCACCUUUGCGCUGCGCAUCAAGCUGCCCGAAGUGCUGGACCAGUUUAUAGCGGCAGUUAAUGCGCACAAGGAGGGCGGCAAGAAGGAAAUCGAUGCAGACAUCCCUCUGGCCAUGGAUGAUGCUAGGCAGCAGCAGCAGCUUUCACAGUGGCUGGGCCGGCAGGCGGCGGCGCACCGCGGCACGCUCUGCUCCCUGCGCCUCAGCGGGCCGCUGUGCCUUGCCUCCGUCUUUGGCGCCAUGGCGCCAUGGGCCGCAGAGUUUGCGCUGCUGGAGACGGUGUAUCUCUGCCGCGGUGGAGCCGACUGGCAGCCGGCGGCGGCGGCGCGCACUCUGCACCGCCUCCCCAGCCUCCAACGCCUGCAGAUCAGGUUCAGCCUGAGCGAGGAGGCGCCGCCACAGGACCUGGUGUCCCUGCUGCUGCUGCCGCGCCCCGCACCGCUGGCACCGGCGGCGGCAGCUGCGGCGGCAGGCCUGCAGCAGCUGCGCCACCUGGCACUCAUCUACCCCAUCCGCUCCGUGGUGCCCCCCACCGAGGCGCUGCCGGAUGCCAUGUCCACGCUGACACAGCUGACGGCGCUGAAGAUGAAGCGCUUGCCUGUGGUGGCGGAGCCGCAGUUCCUGGGCGCCCUCACCCAGCUGCGCUACCUGCUGUGGGACCCGGCUCUGCCCGCGGACACACGCUAUGUGAUGCCUCCCGGCCUGGAGCGGCUGACCAAGCUGGAGUGUCUGUGGAUUGUGACGCAGACGCCGCUGCAGCUGCCCACCUCGCUGGCGGCCAACCUGCAGGGGCUGCACGUCAUCGGGCGCGGCUUCCACGAGGAGCAGCGCCAGCUGCUGCGCUGGGACUGGCUGGGGCCCUUCAAGCUGCUGCGCGGCAUGCGCUUGCAGGGCGUGGGGCUUGAGGCGUUGCCGCCUGAGGUCAUCGAUAAGAGCCUGCUGACCAGGCUGGACCUCAUGUGCAAUCAGCUGGAGGAGCUGCCAGCUGGCCCUUACCUCCAUGACCUGCAGCAAGUGCACCUGGGCAACAACCACCUCGCAGCCUUCCCUUCCGCUCUGCUGCAAGCCAAGAAGCUGGAGGCGCUGUACCUGGCCAACCAGAGCAGCAGCAGCGCCCGCUCGUCUCCCGGCGGCGGCAUGCCAUCCGCCGGCAGCAGCCCCAUUCGAUGCGCCGCGGGGUUCACGCGGCGCUUGGAGAUGACGGGGGCAGACGUGGAAGGUCUGCUGGCGCUGCCCUCCCUGCACACCGUCGUCAUGGGCAACCUGCAGCCGGUGGUGCGGCUGGGCGCCGCGCAGCACGACUUCACCUGGCUGCAGCGGGUGCUGAAGCGGCGGGGCGUGCGCCUGACCUCUGAGGAGCUGGCAUACCAGCUGCAGACCAAGGCAGUGUUUGAGGUGCUGCCGCUGGCGAUAGAGGAAGGCGAGGGGGAGGCAGGCGGCGCUGCGCUUGGGGCCGGCAAUGGCCAGGAGAAGGCGCCAGCCUCUGCACCCCGCCUCUCGCCCACUCACUCGCACCUCCACCACCACCACCACUUGUAG
Messenger RNA from Chlorella variabilis, 2826 nucleotides. RefSeq lists its product as hypothetical. The transcript has 14 exons. Gene Ontology annotation, molecular function: GTPase activator activity. Bases 1 to 2826 code for a protein of 941 amino acids. The record is from RefSeq and is a predicted model, not a curated record. Lineage: Eukaryota; Viridiplantae; Chlorophyta; Trebouxiophyceae; Chlorellales; Chlorellaceae. Gene Ontology annotation, cellular component: nuclear pore; cytoplasm. Gene Ontology annotation, biological process: intracellular transport.